UGGGCUGGUUAUCGAGAGAGAGAGAGGGAGAGAGAGAGAGAAUGGUGGCGGGCGGGGGUUGAAUUGGGAAAGGAAAAGGCGACAUCUUCAUGGCGAAGAAAAGUUAGGAAGGGAAACUGACUUUUAGAGGAAGCUUUGAAUGAAGUUUUUUUGUUUUGGCCCUUUCCCUUUUUUGUGCCUUUGUUCUGGAAAAUUUAAAAUAGAUGAGGAAAUAAAGACCCGACUUUUGAAUCCAUAAACAAAGUUUUGAGAAAGAAGGGCGCUGCUCAUUCACAAAGUCGAUCAAAGUCGCACUUAGGGAGAGCUUUAUGUGUCAUAUUUCCACUCACCCAACCACACAAAUUGGAUCAAACCCCCCCUUCUUCCUUAAUCGCUUAUAAUUAAUACCCUAAACUCUACAAAUAAUAGUCACCAAAUCCUAAUCCACUGCGCGAAGAAACUUCAUCCACACUCAAAAUUACCCCUCCAUCUCCUCCAUAAAAGAAGUAAAUUAUUAAAGUAAAACAAUGGCGUCCCGUCGCCCACCAUUGCGUUAUUAAAUUGAAGGGGAGAAACAAAAGUGUGAUUCACUGUCCACUUUUGAAGAAGCCAGGGGAAGAGGAGGGACUGGUCAGCAGUGGGAAUGGAGUUGGGCACGUGCUGCCCGUGAUGCCAUAGUGUAGAAGUGUAUGUUGGGACAAGGCCUAGGCUAAGUAAUUAGUGAUUCGCCAAACCUGCAUGCAAAUAUAUAUAUAUAUAUAGAUAGAUAGAUAUGAGCAUAUAGGUAAGAUAGAUAAGAAGUUGAGAGCGUGGAAGAGACGGCAUGAGGGGAUUGCCUCCUGGGUUUCGGUUUGAGCCGACGGAAGAAGAGCUGGUGUUUGAGUAUCUUAAGUGCAAGGUAUUCUCCUUUCCCUUGCCUGCUUCUAUCAUUCCAGAGAUCACCACUAGUGUUUGCAACUUGGAUCCUUGGGAUAUUCCAGGCGGCGGGAAUUGGCAGGAAGAUACAUACCUGUUCAGCAAGAACCAGGAGUGUGAUCGAAGAGUUAGAUGGAGUCCGAGUGGGUACUGGAAGGCCAAGGGGUCGGAGAGGAAGAUAGUGAGUUCGAGUAGUGACGCAGUGGGACUGGUGGGGAUGAGGAAGACUCUGGUUUUCUGGAUGGGGAGCAGCAGUAGUAGGAAGACGGGGUGGGUGAUGCAUGAAUACCGCCUGCUUUUGAGCCCUUCACAAACGCCUACGCCUCCCAGUGUAGUAAUUAAUAACAUGGAGAAGUGGGUUGUGUGCCGCAUCUUCUGCAACAACUCGGGGAUCAAGAAUGACCUCCAUUUCCAUCCCCUCCAAUAUCCUGUUUCUGCUUCUACAAACGACGACACCAACGCCCUCUCCGACGAUUCUGUUUCCUCCACCGCCUCAUCCUCCUCCUUUUCCGCCACUACUACAAUGCCCUUUCCCAACCACCAUUCUUCUGCCUCUAAUUAAUUCCUCCUUUCUCUUCUCUGCCUCUAAUUAUAUGUAUCGCUUUCAUCCUUUCCCUCUAACCCACCUUUGAAUUUGAAUGAAUUUAGCAUAAUUUAAAUUUGAAUUUGGAAGUAA
Molecule: messenger RNA, 1570 nt
Organism: Cucurbita pepo subsp. pepo (vegetable marrow)
Lineage: Eukaryota; Viridiplantae; Streptophyta; Magnoliopsida; Cucurbitales; Cucurbitaceae
Source: RefSeq, a predicted model, not a curated record